AUGGAUACUGCUGCUCUCCGUGAAACCCGGCUCACUGGGGAGGGACAGCUGAAGAAGGUCAGUGGAGGGUACACCUUCUGGAAUGGGAAACCAGACUAUGACCCCUGUAUCCACGGAGUUGGUUUUGCUAUCAGGAAUAAAAUCAUUGACAUGUUCCCCGAACUCCCUUCAGUUUACCCAAGUGUGAAAGCCUCUGUUGAAGGACAAACUUCUCUGCAAGUCACAAGAAGUAGAAAUGAAGAAAUAUUUCCAAGAGAUUCCAAUUUAAAAGACAAAUUCAUAAAACACUUCACAGGGCCAGUCACGUUCUCAGCUGAGUGUAGCAAGCAUUUCCAUCGACUCUAUCACAACACAAGGGACUGUUCAACACCAGCCUAUUACAAAAGAUGUGCAAGACUGCUAACAAGGUUAGCAAUGAGUCCUUUGUGUACACAGUCCUAGAAAGUUUGCUGUAGGUUUCUACAAGUGAGAGAUAUCUGAUUUGCCGAGAAAGUGCCUUGAAAUCUUCCAAGACAGAGAAGACAUCUAGUAUCUUUAUGAUUCACAUUAUUGUUUUGUUACUAGAUGCAUUUUAUUUUCAUAUCUGUUGGACAUUCCAUAUUUGUGAGACUGAAACUUUAUUUUAAUUUGUAAAUUUGUUGCCUAUAGUUCAAACAAGCCAGUUAUUUAAAUACAUGUAUAUAAGGAGUACUAAUAAUAUACUAAUUAAAUGUUAUAAUCACAUGCAGGGAAUGGGUUAGAUUUU
Molecule: messenger RNA, 745 nt
Organism: Alligator sinensis (Chinese alligator)
Lineage: Eukaryota; Metazoa; Chordata; Crocodylia; Alligatoridae
Gene: ALKAL1
Product: ALK and LTK ligand 1
Exons: 7
Coding region: 1-441 (146 amino acids)
Biological process (GO): positive regulation of ERK1 and ERK2 cascade; positive regulation of ERK5 cascade
Molecular function (GO): receptor tyrosine kinase binding; receptor signaling protein tyrosine kinase activator activity
Source: RefSeq, a predicted model, not a curated record